GAGUUGGAGCAAAGUUCUUUUAAGUUCUUUUAAGUUUUGAAGCUAAAAUAAGGAUUUGAGAUAGUUCAUAAAAUUUAGUACUCAUUCACCAACCUGGCGCGCAGGACGCAGCGAUGGACCGGCAGCUGCAGCAGCUGUUCCAUUUGCACGACUCUGGGCUCGAUCAGGCGUUCAUUGAUGCGCUGCCUGUGUUCGCGUACCAUGAAAUUAUUGGCGGCAACAAGGAGGCGUUCUAUUGUGCGGUGUGCUUGUGUGAGUUUGAUGGAGAGGACAAGCUUAGGUUGUUUCCGGCGUGCGGGCACGCCUUCCAUCUGCAGUGUAUAUAUACAUGGCUGCUGUCCAAUUCGACAUGCCCGCUUUGCCGUGGUACGCUCUUUAUCUCCGGGAUGACUAUAGAGAGCCUGAUGUUUGAUUUUGAUGAGAGGUUGGAGGAGGAGCCGUUGCCGGAGGAAUAUGAGGAUGCAUUACAAAUUUCCAGGCAAAAACCUUCGGAGGAGCAGCCAGUGGCCGAGAAGAGGGUGUUUCCAGUAGGCCUUGGGAAGUUCAAGAAUGUUGGAAAUCAGGGUGCCAUCGGUGGUGGGGUUGGCAAUGGCAAUGCAGCUGGUUUAGUGAGUAGGGAGCCAGGGGAGAGUAGCAGUAGCAGCUUGGAUGCGAGGAGAUGCUUCUCCACGGGCACUUACCAGUAUGUUCUUGGGGCUUCUGAACUUGGAGUGGCUCUCCAGCCAAGUUGUGGCAGAAUUGCCGCAAGCAGCAGGUUUAGAGGAAGAGCUGGGGGCUUAAGUUCUGUCAAUACUGAAAUUAUGGAGGGAAAAAGGAUUUGAGCGAGGAACAAAGGCGAGAGCUUUUCUGUGUCGAAGAUUUGGCAAUGGUCUAGUGUGAAGGGCAAGCUGCCAGCUGGUUCAGACAAUUGCUCAGACAUUGGAAGUCACACUGUAGCUAUGUGACUUUGUCUAUAGUGUUUUGGUUCUCUCACUGUUUUUUGGCUAGUUUUGGCUGCCAAAUUGUUUAUCUAUAGCUAUUUAGUCUGAUUUACCAUGACUCAGAUAUCAUCAAAAUGAUCAUUCUCAUCGAGGGAUAAAUUUUGACAGGCUUACUGUAUUGCAUGUAAUUGUUUGUGAUUGUUCA
Messenger RNA from Phragmites australis (common reed), 1125 nucleotides. Its product is annotated as RING-H2 finger protein ATL46-like. The record is from RefSeq and is a predicted model, not a curated record. The transcript has a single exon. Lineage: Eukaryota; Viridiplantae; Streptophyta; Magnoliopsida; Poales; Poaceae.